Scomber scombrus (Atlantic mackerel) is the source of this 6363-nucleotide messenger RNA. It is a transcript of the gene sbno2b, whose product is annotated as strawberry notch homolog 2b. Gene Ontology annotation, cellular component: nucleus. The record is from RefSeq and is a predicted model, not a curated record. NCBI's taxonomy places the organism in Eukaryota, Metazoa, Chordata, Actinopteri, Scombriformes, Scombridae. Gene Ontology annotation, molecular function: chromatin DNA binding; histone binding. Bases 617 to 5254 code for a protein of 1545 amino acids. Gene Ontology annotation, biological process: regulation of DNA-templated transcription. The transcript is spliced from 29 exons.
AUAGCGGUAAGCAGCGGGGUGUGAGGAGCGGCCAGGUCCAGAGCGCAAUACUGUUUACACUACAAAUGCGGUUGAGUUACACCAUGUACAGUAAAAUGGGCCCGACUGCCAGUAACUCUAGUCACUUACCAACAAAAGCAUCAUUUCCUGAAAGCUCCUCCCCUCCUCCCUCCCUCUUCUCCCCACCUCUCCCCUCCCCUCCCCUGCUCUCUCACUCACUCUCCAACCACCUUUUUCUGAGCUCUGAGGAACUAGUCCACAUACACUAUGACUAAGCCCUCUAUGCAAAUACCUGACAGCCCCUGGUGAAGCAGGAAGCAUGUUUUAGAGUGUGUCUCCGCCUGUGUCUCUUGUUGGUGAGAGAGAGAGAGACAAGAGUUUUUGUGUGUGAGCUGAUCGCCCAGAGCGUACCUGCGGUAGAGCGUAGAUGCGUGUGUGGGACCAGAGAGGAACUGUAAAGGGCUAGUCAGAGUCCACUGUUGGGGUGGAAGGUGAAUACCAACACUUUGAUCAACACAUGGAAGAGGCUGUCGCUUUUGGGGAUUCAAGGUGAAGCAGGAGUGGAUGUGUGUGUGUACCCCCCCCCCCCCCCCCCCAUACUGCAGCUGUUGGACCCAUGUCUCUCAUGCAGUUCUGGACUAAAUUGUAUUCACAGCUGGGACGACCGCUUCCCAAGGACCUGUCCUGCAUUGAUGACCUCUCCACAAACUCUCUGUUCUCCUCUCCGGCUGACUCUCUGUCGGAAUAUGCUGAUACCCAGUCCUUCAUCAGCACAGACAACCUGGACACGGUGCCCACCAUCUGGGACGUCAACACUAGUACAACCACCACACCAGCACAGAGCCAGCUAGAGCUGAAUGGCACCAGCAGGUUUCAUGGCUUGGCCAGUUUGGAUGAUAUAACUGCUAUUAUCAGCACCCCACCUUUAGGAGGAUUUCAGCAGGCUCAGAGAACCCAGUCACCACCAGUAGAGGAAGAGGAUGCUGAAGAGGAGGAGACAGAGGAACUGGGACAUGUAGACACAUAUGCUGAGUACAGACCUUCCAAAUCCACUAUAGGAAUUUCUCAUCCUGACAUAGUGGUGGAGACCAACACGCUCUCCAGUGUCCCUCCUCCUGACAUCACAUACACUCUGUCUAUCCCCGAGUUAACUAUUAACAGUGGCCAGCUGUCCGCUCUGCAGCUAGAGGCCAUCAUCUAUGCCUGCCAGCAACACGAGGUGAUACUUCAGAACAACCAGAGAGCAGGUUUUCUGAUCGGAGAUGGGGCAGGGGUCGGAAAGGGACGCACUGUGGCGGGAAUCAUCCUGGAGAACUACCUUAAGGGAAGGAAGAAAGCGCUAUGGUUCAGCAUAUCAAAUGACCUGAAAUUUGAUGCAGAGAGAGAUCUCAAAGACAUAGAAGCACCGACUAUUCCUGUGCAUGCCUUAAACAAGAUAAAGUAUGGAGACACAGCUACCUCAGAAGGAGUCCUGUUUGCAACUUACUCUGCGCUGAUUGGAGAGAGCCAGGCAGGAGGGCAGCGGCGGACGAGAAUUAAACAGAUCCUGGACUGGUGCAAGCCAGACUUUGAUGGAGUUAUUAUUUUUGAUGAAUGCCACAAAGCCAAGAAUGCCACAUCUACAAAGAUGGGCAAGGCAGUGCUUGACCUGCAAAACAAGCUGCCAAGGGCCAGAGUGGUAUAUGCCAGUGCCACAGGUGCCUCUGAGCCAAAGAACAUGAUCUAUAUGAGCCGCCUGGGAAUCUGGGGUGAGGGCACGCCCUUCAGAACCUUUGAUGACUUCCUGCACGCCAUCGAAAAGAGAGGUGUUGGUGCCAUGGAGAUUGUUGCUAUGGACAUGAAAGUGAGCGGGAUGUACAUUGCCAGGCAGCUGAGCUUCUCAGGUGUUUCUUUCCGCAUUGAAGAGAUCGGACUGGACAGCGACUUCAAACUGGUCUACAACAAAGCUGCCAAACUGUGGGCAGAGGCGCUGCAAGUGUUCAUGCGUGCAGCUGACGAACUGGGCCUGGUCAGCAGGAAGUCUCUGUGGGGGCAGUUUUGGUCAUCUCACCAGCGCUUUUUCAAAUACCUCUGUAUCGCUGCCAAGGUCCGCUGCCUGGUGGAGCUGGCCCAGAAAGAGCUGGAGGCUGGAAAGUGCAUCGUUAUUGGCCUGCAGUCUACUGGAGAGUCCCGCACCAGAGAAGUCCUGGAUGAGAAUGACGGCCAUCUUGACAGAUUUGUGUCUGCAGCAGAGGGAGUAUUCCAGUCUCUCGUAACAAAACAUUUCCCUUCAGAGAAACAGAGAAGAGAGAAAGCACCAGGGAAUAAGAGAAAACGAAAACCUCGAGGUCGCCAGACCAAGGUACCCAAGCACACAGUGGACAGCGGCGGUGUGAUCAACAUCAGUGAUGACAGCAGUAGUGACUCUGAUGGCAUGGACACCGACUCCAACUCCUCACCAGACUCCCUGCUAGACAAUGACGAUGUCAUCUUUGUGAACCACACUAGCUACCAGACAGCCAGGAUAGAGGAGAUGAAGCAGGACCUCCUCAACAAAAUAUCCGACGUGGGAAAAGAACUACCUCUCAAUACCUUGGACGAGCUCAUCGAUAAGUUUGGAGGACCAGAUAAAGUCUCAGAGAUGACUGGUCGUAAGGGUCGUGUGGUGCGGCGUCCUGAUGGCAGCGUCCGCUAUGAGUCACGGGCUGAGCAGGGUCUUACCAUAGACCACAUCAACCUCAAGGAGAAAGACCGCUUCAUGAGUGGAGAGAAGUUGGUGGCCAUCAUCUCAGAGGCAGCCAGCUCCGGGAUUUCCCUGCAGGCGGAUAAGCGAGUGAAAAACCAGAGGCGCAGGGUCCACAUGACCCUGGAGCUGCCUUGGAGUGCAGACAGAGCCAUUCAGCAGUUUGGUCGCACCCAUCGGUCCAAUCAGGUGACGGCCCCAGAAUACAUCUUCCUCAUCUCAGAAUUGGCUGGGGAGAGACGUUUCGCCUCCAUAGUGGCUAAAAGACUGGAGAGCUUGGGUGCAUUAACCCACGGAGACAGAAGAGCCACUGAAUCCAGAGACCUGAGCAAGUACAAUUUUGAGAACAAGUACGGUACCAAGGCUCUGGAUAAAAUCACCAAAGCAAUCCUUGGCCACAUUGAUAACAAGGUGCCCCCUCCCAAAACGUACCCUGGGGGUGACGGCAUGUUCUUCAGAGAUAUGAAACAUGGAAUGAUGGAUGUGGGCAUCCUCUGUAGGGAGCCUCGCUUUGGGAUCAAUACUGAGAAAGACUGCAGCAUCACCAAGUUCCUGAAUCGCAUCCUGGGCCUUGAGGUUCACAAGCAGAACCAUCUCUUCCAGUACUUCACUGACAAUUUUGACUACCUAAUUGAGAAGGACAAGAAGGAGGGCAAAUAUGACAUGGGAAUCCUAGAUCUUGCCCCAGGUAACGAUGAGAUCUAUGAAGAGAAGCAGGAAACUUUCUUGACAGUUGGAAACCCUCAAGAUGGACAGGUUGUUCUCUAUAAGAUCAGUGUGGACAGAGGUAUGCCCUGGGAUGAGGCCUACAACAGGUCACUGAAACUCAGUGGUCCCGAGGAGGGAUUCUACCUGUCCAUUAAGCUGCGAGGGAACAACCCAUGUGUGCUGCUGGCUGAACAAGGACGAGGCAAGAACUUCAACGUCUACAAGCCCAAUAUCGGCAAGCAGACCCAUCCUGAGAGCCUCGACAAGCUGCAUCAACGCUACCGGAAGGCGACUCCCGAGGAAGCCAAGGAGACCUGGGAGAACCAGUUCACCUUCUCCUUCAAGAAGUGCAGCCAUGCCAACUGGAAUGGGAAGUGUAAGAUAAUUGAAGAAGGUCAGGUGUGUCUGCAGGGCAUGCGCCUCCGUCAGUACCACAUGCUGUGUGGUGCUCUCUUACGCGUGUGGAAGCGCGUAUCCGACGUGGUGUCUGACAUUACCAGCACCAGCAUCCUGCAGAUUGUCCGCCUUAAAACUAAGCAGCAUAACAAGCAAGUCGGUAUCAAGAUCCCAGAGAACUGCGUGGCCCGUGUGCGUGAAGAGCUGUUGCUAAUGGACGAGGAGGUGAAGAGGAGGCGCAAGGAGAAAGAGAAGCAAGCUGUGGAGCAGCGGCUGGCUGAGGAGCGCAUGCGUAAAAUGGAGCAGGACAAUAAACACCUUCUGGCAAAUCUGUUCAACCAAAAACCCAUGCUCAACCAGUCCCUUAUCCAGUCCCUCGCCCAGAGCCAGAUCCUCAAACAGAACCAGAAACUGAACCAAAACCCAAUGCAAAGAACACAAACUGGGAACAUGUCUCAGCUAAUGAGAUUGCAGGCCCAGGCCCAGGCCCAGACCCAGUCCGCUUUGCAGCAGCCCCCCCAGAAUCUAACCCUGUUGUCCUUACAGAGAAAUCCUAGCCAAGCCCAGCAAAGGACUCCCAACAGCUGGCCCAACAAUUCCACCACCAACAGCAACCAGAACCGUCUGACCAACACGGUCAACCCCAGCCCCAAUUUCCCCUCGUUUUACCCCCAGGCCUUCCUAACCUCUUUUCCACAGCAAAAGAACCAGUCUUUUCCACUCCAUCAGACUGCACUGUCUCCCAACGUGUCUUCCAAGAAUCCCCUGGACGAUAUCUUGGAUCUGACUGUGAGCUCACCGUCCCCUUCACCGGACACCACAGAAGGCGGGCUGAAUCUGGACAGUCUGACACACUCUGCAGCAUUCGGAGAAGACUUUAAUCUGGAGUCUCUGAUCUCUCAGAAUGCGCCGAACGCCCAAAUACAGCAGCCUCUUUUGCUACAGCAGCAGCAACAACAGCAGCAGCAGCAACAUCUACAGACGACACAGCAGCAGAACCACAGCUUGAUGACCAAUAACCACCAAGACUUAUUAGAUUUAUUGGACUUGCCCCUGUCUCCCCAGAUACCCGCACAGAAAGCCAGCCCUUCGUCCUCUACCUCCUCCGGCUCUUCCUCCACGUCCUCCGCCUCCAAUGUGUCAAACAACCUGGUCCCACACGUCUCCUCCGGCCUCCUGCCCGCGCCGACACUCAUCCCACCGUCGUCGUCCUCCUCUCUCUUCUCCAGCCCGUCCCCCUCCUCUUCUCUGUUCUCCAACUCCUCCCCUCACUUCUCCUCCAGCUAUCUCCUCCCCCAGUCAGACUCUCUUUCCUUACCCAACGGCCACUGCAGUCCCGACCCUCUUGACGUCCGCGAGGCUCUGAACAGCAUGCUACAGGCCGGACCAGACCGCAAGUCUGUCAUUCACUACCGGCAACCAGAAUAAGACCUUUAAACAGCAACAGCUCAUUUGGACUUUUUUUUGUUUAGUUUUCCUUUAGGUAUUUUUGUUUUGUUUUGUUUUGUUUUUUGUCUUUUAAAGCAGAUUGUGUGUCGUUGGCUGCUGUCUAUGAUCGCACCCUCGGACCUACUCCCUCUCCCCUCAGGGCCUAUAGUCACGUCACUGCCUGUCCUGCGCUCGGCUCACCUUCUUCUCUAUCCACCUGUAGCGUUCACCUACUCGAGGCUGUUGAGGUGAUAGCGGGCUCGAUCAAUAUCAGAUUUCUGCACCAAAGUGUGUCCUCCACAGUGAAAGGCAGCUGUUAAAAAAAAAAAAAAAAAAAAAAGCGGGGGAAAAAAACAUGUGAUAACUGUAUUUUAUUCAUUCGACCUGUCAAAAGAAACUCUCUUCAACAAACCUCCCGCUGCUGAUUUUACGAGGUAUGAUUGGUGAAGUUGCUGGAAAAUUCUCUAAAUGCCUUUCGCCAGUUAAAACCGCAUCUUUUAGACUUUACCGUUACUUCGCUUCAUGGCCGACUGUCUUGACUUUAACAAGGCUGUACGCAAAGCUUGGUUUGAGUGAAACAAAAGAUAGUGUUGAACUGGAAGACAAGAGAAAAAAAAAAUCUUUUUAGCUGGUUAGCCAUGAAAUGCCUCAGUUUUCAUUUCCUCUUCAUGCUCCCUCUUGUUUCUCUCCCUGCUUGUAUGAACACUAGUGUGAGGAAAAAGGGAGAGGAAGAGCAGUCUGCUGUUGCAAACAGUGCCUUUGGAGAAAUCUAUAAAUGCAGUCUUUAAAAAAAAUCAAUGUAGCCUAAUGUAUAGAUUUGUACUCUUGAGCGUUGGUUUUUCAUUUUAAUUUAAUAUGGUAUAUUUGUAUUUAACUUUUAGCCCCUUUAGUCAGUCAGUUGUUUGUGUUACACUAUGCUGGUGGCGUGUUUCAGGAAGAAGAAGCCUCCAUUUAGCCUGUAUGUGCUCGUAUGAUUGUCUGUGGAGCCUGUAGCUGCUUUCAAUACAAGAGCAGCAGACUCGUCCUGUAUCUGUGUCCUCCUGUCUGUCCCUGGUGAAAAGACGACAUGCAAGGGUCAGCAUGACACAGAUUAUUGAGCAACAUGGAUU